This is a messenger RNA of Pomacea canaliculata, 2724 nucleotides long. Its product is annotated as peroxisome assembly protein 12-like. Gene Ontology annotation, molecular function: zinc ion binding; ubiquitin-protein transferase activity; protein binding. The record is from RefSeq and is a predicted model, not a curated record. Gene Ontology annotation, cellular component: peroxisomal membrane; peroxisomal importomer complex. Lineage: Eukaryota; Metazoa; Mollusca; Gastropoda; Architaenioglossa; Ampullariidae. Bases 1368 to 2207 code for a protein of 279 amino acids. Gene Ontology annotation, biological process: protein monoubiquitination; protein import into peroxisome matrix. The transcript is spliced from 8 exons.
UAUAUAUAUGUGAGUGUAGUGAGUCAUAGUUAAAACCAGAUGCAAUAUAAGAAAUAUCAUUGCUAAAUGUGUUUGUAUGGAUAUACAUACCAAGAAAUGUAUUAGGUUGUAGUGACAAAUUGCCAGAGUGGUGUUAAAAAUGGAAAUUUUAUUUCAAUUAAUCAUGGUGUGAAGUUAUACAUGUGGGUAAACAUAGCCUGAGAUGAACGUGUUAAGUAGAAAUGGAUGAUGAGGUGUAGAUAAUAAAAUAAUAAAAGCUUGUGAUGAAGAGAAGGACUUGGGGAUCAGUUUUGAUUGAGAUUUUUAUUUUGAUUUGCAUACCUAAAGAGUGGCAGGUAAGGCACAGCAUAUGGUUGGCAUUAUUAGGAGGAUUUUUUGGAUAGGGAGACAUUUUUUACAAUUGCAUAAAGCACUUGUGUGUCCACUUGGAAAAUGCAAAUGUGAUCUAUUGUGUCUGUUCUUAAAAAGACAAUCAAUGUUAGUGGAAAGUUUACAAGGGUGUGCUACUAAAUCGCUUGUAGAAUUUAAAGAUAUGUCAUAUUCCAGUCUGCUGAUAUUUAAGAUUCCUCACUCUGAAGGGAAAGAUAAUCAGGUGAGACAUCUUUCAAAUGUAAGAUAUUUCAUCGAUGCAGUGAAUUUGAUAUGCAUGUAUUUUUCUCAUCAUCACAUACGAACACAUCUAGAAAUUCAGGUCGAGUCCUAGGCAGAUGAUAGUCCCUACUACUAUUGCUAUUACAUGUACACAAUAUAUGAACAGGGAGAUCUGAUUAUCUUGACAAUUUGCCAUGUAGAUAACAACCAUACAUAUCCUAGCUAUAAACAUAAUAGACAGUUUUAGCUCCCUGACUGCUAAUGUAUGUCACAUAAAUACUCCAGGAUAGCCACAGUGGGUAAUGAGCUUAAAUCAUGUACAUCUCCUGGUGACAGCCUGAACUAAUAACUAAACCAUAUUCCAAGUCCUUUUGUAUUAUUUCUGUGCAUCACACUAAUCUAAACUGUUGGGCUGCAUAUCAAAAUUGAAAUGUAUAAUAUUGAAAGCCAUCAGUGACAGUCAUGAAAGUUCCAUAGUGUAGUAGUGUGCUUGACUGUAGAGAAAAGAUUGCUGGUCUUAAGUACAUUGGAGCUUGUGGCUAAAGUCCCCCUGCCAUCCAGUUGGCUACCGGGCCUAUGAGGGGAGGUAAAUGUGGAAGGAGAAGUCAGGUUUAGCCUUCUACUUGCUAUAUUUUGAUUUUGCUUAUUAAGUAUUCAUCUAUUCACCAAUUUAUUAUUUUGUUAACUUGUUUCUCUGUUAUGAUAUAAUUUUUCUGCAGGUACUUGCAGAGAAUCACCCAGCAACAUUUGGCUGGUUCUUGCGAUGGUAUGAUGAAAUGUUCACGGUCUUGGAUUUUCUUGUGCAGCAUCACUAUGUGCAAAAGUAUAGUGCUUCAUUUGCUGAGAACUUCUAUGACUUAAAAAGAGUUCCUUCCGGUGAUUCUGCAGGAGAAAAACUGAGUAAAACACUGCAGUGGAGGUCUAUACUUAAUUUGGUUGGCGUUCCAUACCUGAAGCAGAAACUAGAGCAGUUGUUUCAAGACCUAAAGUACAAAGAGGAUAUGCUCCCUAGAGGUCCUGAUGCUCCUCUGAAAGCAAGACUUUGCAGAGCAUUUUUGGGUAUCUAUCCCUUCAUACAUAUGCUGUGGGAAGGGGUGGCUUUGUGGCACAUCUUGGCAUAUGCUUUCAAGCAGAGUUGCUGGCAUUCAUUUCCGAUGCAUCUUUCUGGUACAGAGCUCCGACAUCGCACAGAAGAUGAUGCAGAGUUUGUCAUCGCUGACAUGGCAUGGACAGAAGUGGUGCCUAGGAGAAACAUAGGAUUCGCAGCUGUAAAGCUUUUGCAGGGUGUAGUGUCAGCGUUGUCUACUGGCUUAUCUGUUAGCAUCUUUUUUCUUCAGUUUUUAGACUGGUGGUACAACAGUGAUGCCAGUGCUCCAUCUUUGACUGCUUUGCCCAUGCCAAGUCCACCACAGAGAGGAUCAACUGAAGCUUCACGUCCUUAUGUUUGUCCCCUGUGUACAAGGACACGCACAAAUGAAACAGCCCUUGCUGUGUCAGGGUACGUGUUCUGCUUUCCCUGUAUUCAUGAGUACAUCAGAAUUCAUGGUUGCUGCCCUGUGACUGGAAUUCCAGCAAAGACAGAACAUCUAAUUAAAAUAUAUCUUCCAGACUCAUAGUGCAUUACAUCCUACUGGACAUUAAAUGAAUCACAUCAUGUGUGGGAGAAGGAGAUGCCGGCAGCAAAAAAGUGUUUUAAAUAUGACUAGAUCCUGUCAAAAAAAAAAACAAACCCCUAAUUAAUCCAAUGUCUCAUCAAACUGGAAUAAUGUUCACUUCAAAUGCAUUGUAGCAGAGGUGUGAUAUUAAACAUCCCAACACAGUUGUGGUAGAAUGAUUGGGGUGUGCAUGCCUGUCAUUGUGGGGAACCAAGACACUAGAAGGGCGGAUGUUAGAGUUUAAAGUUAAGGUAGUGUAGCAGUGGGGAUGAGUUAGGGUUUAAGGUGUGUUAACUAUAACAACUGUGGAGCUGAAAAGAUUUUGGCUUGGAUUUUGUAAGGGAGCUAAAAAACAGAUGUCAGGAAAAUUCUGGUUGGGAGCUGAGGAUCCCAGGCAAACUCCCUGUGAAUUAUAAAAUACUCUGAAGCAAAACAAUGAAGUAAAAUAAAACCCACUGGGUUUACUAGGUAAAAAAAA